Molecule: messenger RNA, 254 nt
Organism: Staurois parvus
Lineage: Eukaryota; Metazoa; Chordata; Amphibia; Anura; Ranidae
Source: the annotation of a GenBank genome assembly
UUAAACAGAAAUGGAUAAUAACAUAAAAGAUGCAUAGGCAGUACAACUUGAGGUGCCCACUAACCAGGGACGGACGCAGGGGUGGACUGACAACUCAUGGGGCCCCCGGGCAAUACGUGAUCAUGGGGCCUGUGCCCUUGCCCAAACUCAAAAAAGUCUAUGAAAAAGGUACCAGGGGCAUCUCAUGGGGCCCCCUACUGACCCCGGGCCCUCGGGCAGUGCCCGAGUUUCCAAAUGGUCAGUCCGCCCCUGGA